AUCUCGCGUAGCUUGAUCAUACACCAGGAUCUCAACUUUGGUCCACGUGAAAAAGCACCCUGUCGUUUCCCAUGUCAUAAUGCACGAUUUGCGCACCAUCGUCGUCGUCAAACAUCGCUAAAAUUACUCUCUCCUGCCUGCAAUAACGUAGCCUAGUCCAUUAUUUAUGUUGCGUCCACGUUGAUCAAUGUGUGAUGUAAACAAUGUUACUUGCCAUGACUCAUACGAACGAUAUGGAAUAUGACCCUUCCAUAUGACUUGUGAUUAUGAAGGUCUCUGUAUCGAGGAUAUGAUGUCUGUAAGUAACGCCUCCAAGCUGACAAUGUACCGGGGAUACUAGUAGGUCUGUUCUUUUCAACUGAAUUUCUUGCAUGUUUCCUUCUGGAGUAAAAAAAAAGAAAAAAAAGAUGAACGGCAAGAAGUUCAAAUAAAAAAAACAGGCCUAAUGUGUUUUAACAGUUGUUGCAAUUUUCCAGAAGAAACGAAACUUGGCUAACACGUUUAGGAAUCCAUGUGUAAUAAAUAUGUACUGACGUGCACUGCGACGUGUGGAAAUCCUUUAAGGUGACACUUGGUUUUGUCAUGCGGAAUAGAUCAAUCAGUAUUAUCUUUGGGUCCCUUAUCUUAUGGGCUGUGGCUACAUACUUUUUAUUUUUGGAUCAACAAUCAGUCGGCAAGGAUCAAGAUAAGGAAAAGGACAAACUAUCAAAUCAAAUCAGUAGAUUGGAGAAGCAAGUAAAACAGCAGAUAAUUAUAAACCAGGAACUUCUAGAAGGAAUCAACGAAAGCAAACGUCUUAAAAAAGAAUAUGAUAGAUUAAAUGCCCAGUUGUCAAUAGGUGAUGCGGAGAAAAAAAACAAAAAACAUGAAGUCAAUAAGAAUAAGAGUAUAUUAUUGCAAAAAAUCGAAAACAAAAAUAAAUGGAAGAUGUCUAAAGAUGAACAAAGCCCGACACAGGAAGUUGUCUUAUCUACUGAGGCAACACACAGUAUUCCUUUGAGACAAAAGCUUCCUGACGGAUCUCCUAUAAUAGCUAUUUUGGUCGUUUCUUGUAAUCGUAUUACAGUAGAGCGAUGUCUAAACCAAUUAAUUAAAUUAAGACCUAGUAAAGAACAAUUCCCAAUAGUUGUAUCGCAAGACUGUGAUCAUCGACAAACUGCUGAUGUCAUAGCAAAAUAUGGAAACCAGCUGUUACAUUUAAAGCAACCUGAUCAGUCCGAUAUUGAAAUACCACCUAAAGAAAAGAAAUUCAGGGGAUACUUCAAAAUCGCACGUCACUAUAAAUGGGCGUUAAAUCAAGUAUUUCUAAAGCUUGGAUAUAAUACUGCAAUUAUAGUUGAAGACGACUUGGACAUCGCUCCAGACUUUUAUGAAUACUUCCUGGGGACUUAUCCCUUACUAGUAAAUGAUAGCUCUCUAUGGUGUGUAUCUGCGUGGAAUGAUAAUGGUAAAGCCGGCUUGGUAGACGAACAUGCGUCACAUUUAUUGUAUAGGACAGAUUUCUUUCCUGGCUUAGGUUGGAUGCUCACGCGCGAUUUAUGGUUGGAGCUUGCACCUAAAUGGCCCAAAUCAUACUGGGAUGACUGGAUAAGGCAGCCGGAACAGCGUAAGAAUAGAGCUUGCAUCCGCCCGGAAAUCUCACGAACCAGAACAUUCGGCAAACUUGGAGUUAGCAACGGCUUAUUCUUUGAAAAACAUCUGAAGUACAUCAAGCUAAAUGAACAAUUUGUGCCUUUCACCAAGAUGAAUCUAUCCUAUUUAUUAAAAGAUAAUUACGAUAUAGCUUUCGUCAACCAAGUGUAUCAGUCGACAGUGGUUAGCUAUUCCGAAUUGAAAAGUGGGAAUAUUGUUGCCCCUGGUCCAGUACGAAUACCAUAUUACACUCGUCAAUCGUUUAAAAAUAUUACCAAAUUGCUUGGUUUAAUGGACGAUUUCAGGAGCGGUGUGCCAAGAUCAGGAUACCGUGGUGUGGUGACGUUUUUUUAUAAUGGAAGACGCGUGCAUUUAGCACCAAGUGCAAAUUGGAGCGGUUAUGAUAUAACAUGGAGCUAACACAUGAUUAUGCUCUAUAAAGACUUGUAAAUUGCACAAGAAUAUCGCGUGCAAUUCUUCUUUGAUAUUCAACAGAUUAGGUAACAAUUGCGAUGAAUCAACAGUGAAAUCUGUAUUUAUGUCAGCAGCAUACGGCUAUGCUCCAUAGAAUAAGUAGAUGCCGGUGUUACAUUCCUCAUCGGUUCCUAAUCGGUUUUAAACAUACUCUUUCGUAAAGAAAUGUGUCACACAUAUUUAUAAGUUUAUAUAUACGUGAUUUAUGCGUAAAUGAAUUAUAAUUCGUUUACAGUAUAUAUAUCAUGUAUUUUGUAUAUCUGCGUUUCUAAAGAUUACAUUUAUCGUUUAGUAUAUUUAAAUAAUUGCUAAAGCUGAUUGUAUCUCAUGUACAUAAAAUGCCGUAGUAAUAUCGAUAAAGCAAUAUUCUUAAUUAAUUAUUAUCACGUAUCUUCCGAUAUCUGAAAACGAUAAUGUGUUGAUAUAUUUUUGCUCGUACGGCUUUUAAAAAUUUUGUUAUGAAGUUGUGACGUAUGACAAAUGAAGUAUAUAAUUUUUUCGAAGAACCCAAUCAAACUGUGCAUCUAUAUUAUUUAUCUCACUAUCCAUGAGCUAUAUUUCUUAACUUUAUUCUAUGAUCUCUUAAUCUAAACUGAUUUUUAACUUAUUUUUACCGUACUAAAAUAUUUUUUAGAGCUUCAAUUUCAAU
Messenger RNA from Acromyrmex echinatior (Panamanian leafcutter ant), 2755 nucleotides. It is a transcript of the gene Mgat1, whose product is annotated as alpha-1,3-mannosyl-glycoprotein 2-beta-N-acetylglucosaminyltransferase. Gene Ontology annotation, molecular function: alpha-1,3-mannosylglycoprotein 2-beta-N-acetylglucosaminyltransferase activity. NCBI's taxonomy places the organism in Eukaryota, Metazoa, Arthropoda, Insecta, Hymenoptera, Formicidae. The record is from RefSeq and is a predicted model, not a curated record. Gene Ontology annotation, biological process: protein N-linked glycosylation. Gene Ontology annotation, cellular component: Golgi apparatus.